AGACAUCGAGCACUUCUCGCUCGCAGUGGACGCGAUGGCCGAGCUGAACUACGCUCUCAUGCGCCAAGCCGUGCAGAUGGAAGAGGCCAAGCGCGCGCGGCAGCGGGAGCACGUCAAGAACAACUACCACCGGAAGCAGAACGUGAUUAAGGCGCUCCGCCAGGAGAUGCAGGGGCUGGAGCAUGAGUACUCGCGCACGCUCCAGCACAAGCAGCAGCUGCUGCAGUGGCGCGAGGUCGCGGAGGCUCUGGGCUGUGACGAGAGCCGCAAGCACUCGGACGACCUCGUGGAGCAGUACAUGCAGCUGUCCAUCAAGAAGGAGCGACUGCACCAAGAGAACCAAGAGCUGGCGCUCAUGGCGGCGCAGCACACCAAGCUGCACCUCAGGGCGGAGAACGUGCUGGCCUCGGACGGCCUCCCGCUGCUCAAACCGCCCGCGACGUCGUUAAACAGCAUGGCCUUCCAGCCGAUGACGGUUGCCGAGUGCCACCAAGUUGCCAUCGAAGCGUACCAAGAGAUCCGCGCGUUCCUGGAGAGCAACAACUACCUGACCAGCGGCCACGAGCUGUUUGGGUGGUCGGAGCAGCGACGCGAGGCACCGGACCACGUCAAGUUCACACUCAAGAAGCAGUUCAUGGGCACUACCCCGGCCGAAAUGUCGGCUCGCGCUUGGCGAGUGGUGUCGUCACCGCAAGGCCUCGCAGGCCUCUAUUCGUCAGCGAUGCGUGUGUCGCUCAAGACGCUCCAGCAGGUUGACGACCACAACGUGAUCAUGUACCGCGUGCUCCGGCCCGCUCGCACCAAGAAGAUGGUUCGAUCUCUGUUCCUAGUCUCUCA
Phytophthora sojae is the source of this 837-nucleotide messenger RNA. RefSeq lists its product as hypothetical. The record is from RefSeq and is a predicted model, not a curated record. The annotation marks the transcript as partial. NCBI's taxonomy places the organism in Eukaryota, Oomycota, Peronosporomycetes, Peronosporales, Peronosporaceae. The transcript is spliced from 3 exons.